This is a messenger RNA of Trichogramma pretiosum, 2186 nucleotides long. RefSeq names its product glycylpeptide N-tetradecanoyltransferase (gene Nmt). The transcript has 7 exons. Bases 268 to 1686 code for a protein of 472 amino acids. Gene Ontology annotation, molecular function: glycylpeptide N-tetradecanoyltransferase activity. The record is from RefSeq and is a predicted model, not a curated record. NCBI's taxonomy places the organism in Eukaryota, Metazoa, Arthropoda, Insecta, Hymenoptera, Trichogrammatidae. Gene Ontology annotation, cellular component: cytoplasm. Gene Ontology annotation, biological process: N-terminal peptidyl-glycine N-myristoylation.
UCCGUCGCACACGCACACAUUUAUACCUGCCAGAAAAUAGUGUCGGUGUGCGUCCGUGUGUGCUCCAAUAUUUGUACUUUACAAACUUUCUCAGCCGCAGCAGCAGCAGCAGUUGCGCGUGGGUGGGGAGUUAUACGGCAGAUGAUGUGUUUUGGAGUCCGACACGCAACGACACUUGUAUAAUACGGCUCUCGCUUGUUAUUUAAAUCUCCUGAUUUUCGCGUUUUAAUGUCGUAACUGGAGUGCAAAGACCCUACAGAGAUAAUCAUGGAGGGCUCGACGGACAAGACGAGCGCACCGGUGCCGCAAAAAGCUGAAGAUAACCAUGAAAAGCAAGGAGGAAAGAGCAAGAGUGCUAAAAAGAGAGAAAAGAAGAAAGCCCAGAACUCUGUUCAAAGUAAUGAAGUCAACAAUACUAGUGAUGGAGGCAUCACAAAUCCACUAUUACAAUCUCAAUUAUCUAAUAAUUUAGGUGACAUUUCAAUAAAGGAUUUGCAAAUGGCUGUCCAUGCCUUAAGUGAAAAAAAGGAGCAGAAGUCUUAUGAAUUUUGGAAUACUCAACCAGUACCUAAGUUGGAUGAAAAAAUUGAAACUAAUGAAGCGAUUGAGCCUGAUAAGGAGUCAGUUAGAGCUGAACCAUAUUCUUUACCAGAAGGAUUCCACUGGGAUACAUUGAGUUUAGAUGACCCUGCUGUACUUUCUGAAUUGUACAAUUUAUUAUCAGAGAACUAUGUAGAAGAUGAUGAUGCUAUGUUCAGAUUUGAUUAUCAGCCUGGAUUUUUGAAAUGGGCAUUGCAACCCCCUGGAUGGCAAAAAGAAUGGCAUUGUGGAGUGCGUGUUACUAAAAGCAAUCGCCUAGUUGGCUUCAUUUCUGCUAUCCCAGUAACUUUGAGAGUUUAUGAUAAAACUCCAAAAAUGGUAGAAAUUAAUUUCCUGUGUGUACACAAGAAAUUGCGUUCAAAACGCGUUGCGCCAGUACUCAUUCGUGAAAUCACCCGACGUGUCAAUUUACUGGGUACAUUUCAGGCAGUGUACACUGCAGGUGUUGUGCUUCCUAAACCAGUUGCGACUUGCAGAUACUGGCAUCGAUCGCUCAACCCAAAAAAGCUCAUUGACAUUAAAUUCUCGCAUUUAUCUCGCAACAUGACAAUGCAGAGAACACUGAAACUUUUCAAGUUGCCUGAAACAACUAAAACGCCUGGCUUCAGAAAAUUAGUGCCUGCUGAUAUUCCUCACUGCCAUAAACUUUUGAACGAAUAUCUGAGUAAAUUUAAUAUGGCGCCUGUUUUCUCGGAAGACGAAUUCCGGCAUUGGUUUUCACCGCAAACCGGCAUAGUCGAUUGCUUCGUUGUAGAGAAUCCCGAGACUAAGAAAAUAACUGACAUGAUCAGUUACUAUACACUGCCAAGCUCCGUAAUGCAUCACGCUACACACAAAACUCUGCGCGCUGCGUACAGUUUCUAUAACGUUUCGACGAAAACACCCUGGUUAGAAUUGAUGCAGGACGCCCUUAUAUCUGCGCGAAACCUUCAAUUCGAUGUUUUCAACGCGCUCGAUCUCAUGGACAACAAACAAUUCCUCGAGACGUUAAAAUUCGGCAUCGGCGACGGCAAUCUUCAAUACUACCUGUACAAUUGGCGAUGCCCCACCAUGCAACCAAACCAAAUUGGUCUCGUACUGCAAUAAGUGGCUCGUUACGGCGUUGAGACGGACGAAAUUGGAGUAGCGUGGCGCAAUAAUUUAUACAUCGGUAUACCGAGACAUCAGGUGUUACGAGUUCACGUUGAAAAUAUUAUAUAUUAUAUAGGUACGGUCAGUAAUAUUUAUAAUUAAUAAAAGACGCUAAACCCUCCAUGGAUAAGAGAACAAUUAAAAGCUGUUAACAUAUUGUUGCUAAGUUUGUUGUACCGCUGAUUACUGAUAGCGCUGCUGUAUAUGAUUGUCUCGUAUCGUGAGAAAACUACGUUGCAGAGAUGGACGAAAGAAAAAGCAAAAAAAGAUGAAAAAUAACAUUUUUAGAUGCAAGUUUUUUUUUUAUGCAUAUACGUAGUAUAGCAGAGUGAUAACAAGGUUGGUUUGUUUACAACCAAGUGAUGAUAAGGGCGAUCUUUUUGUGAAUCGAAAAAUCGUUCGGAGUCAAGCUGGCAUUCUUGCAUGAAGAUAAUAAAGCACCAGAGUCACAUCUA